GCCCUGUAGCUGAGGACAUGUUCCAUUGGCAAGCGACUAUCAUGGGACCUGCUGACAGUCCCUUUGCAGGUGGUGUGUUUCUUGUGACAAUUCAUUUCCCACCAGAUUACCCUUUCAAGCCGCCCAAGACUGGAUUGCUGGAGCGUGUGAUGCUGAUAAUCAGUUGAUAACAUUCUGAUUAGCUACAGAAAGGUUCUAUUCAUCCAUGAGGACAUAUACCUUGUUAAACUUUAAGUGCACUUUUCAUUCAAACAAAAGGUGACUUAUGAUGCAUGGUUAUUUUUUAGCAGGUUAGUUUAUAUGUGGUGGGAAGCAUACUGGCUGUUGUCUGGUAAAUGACUCCUUUGGGAAACUUCUUCCCUUGAAGCUAAUUUUUGUGGGGAUUAAAGUGGCUGGCAUUUAUCUUGUCAGGCUAAUGGUUCUACCAUUGACUCUGUGUUCUCUGAGCAAAACUAUGAAAGUAUUUUACUAUUCUUUAAGGUUAGUGAGUCUGCUAUUGUUGAUGCAUUCAGCAUCAGCUAUUUGCUCCCCACGCCUCAUGGAAGAGUACAUGUGAGUUGGCGCCUAUUAAGGGAAGGUGCUCCCUCUUCACACAUUGUUUUUUUCUUUUUCUUU
Elaeis guineensis (African oil palm) is the source of this 615-nucleotide messenger RNA. The record is from RefSeq and is a predicted model, not a curated record. NCBI's taxonomy places the organism in Eukaryota, Viridiplantae, Streptophyta, Magnoliopsida, Arecales, Arecaceae.